Molecule: messenger RNA, 573 nt
Organism: Morchella sextelata
Lineage: Eukaryota; Fungi; Ascomycota; Pezizomycetes; Pezizales; Morchellaceae
Exons: 1
Coding region: 1-573 (190 amino acids)
Source: RefSeq, a predicted model, not a curated record
AUGGCCAGAGCAACUACAAAAGAAGCAUUAGCAUUGCUAAAUAGUCUCGGCGCAUCUGCACAUGCAAGCCGGCUGAAAGAGUUAAUAGGGUCGCUUGACAAAGGUCUUCAAAUAUCAAUCACGGACAAGGAAAUCUCUGACCAUAUCAAUAACAAAAUCCGGGCCUCUACAGCAAAAAAAACCGCCAAUGCAACCUUCACUGACAGAAGAAGACUUACCAAAGCAAGAGUGAUCACUACUGAAGAAGUAAUUAGGCUGAGAGAGGCAAGGGAGAAGGCAGAUGGGGAUAAAGCCGCAAAGACAAGUAUUAGGGAGGAAAAGAAGAAAUUAAAGGAAUUGUUAUCAAAGGAGGAACUACCUUCCUCUAAAUAUAAAGCAAAGUCAAAAAAAAGUGUCUCUAUAUCUACUACUAUUUCUGUAAAUAAUUUGAAGGAUAUUGAUAGGGUAGGCGUUGAUGACGAUGAGGAUGAAUGGUACCGGGUUGAGGAUUUUGAGGAGGAAAGUAAGGGCUCCCCACCACCACCACCUCGCAGAACGGCCAAUAUGACCCUCAGAGGGGGUAAAAAGUAUUAA